AUGAUCCUGGACGAAAUGGCCCCGAAUGAUAUGGUCUUGGACGAAACGGUCCCUGACAUUCCGGUCCCGAACGAGAAACAGGACAAAGUGAAUGCCGAAAGUGAAUUAGAAACCAUCCGGAAGCAGGUUCAUUUCGAUGCUCGAGCGCAGUGUCAACUUGUCCCUUCGUCCGAUCCGAAUGCGUCCGGAGCUGUGGAACUCCGAUACGACAGGCUGGAAGGAGUUGGAAGGAGCCGGAACAAUAUGAACGUCAUCCGGACGCGAAGCUGCUUCCUCGGGACGGGACUGGAGGCGUGGAUCAUCAACCGACAGCGGAAGGCCUUCCUCGAGACCCGGCAGGCGCUCGAGGUCAAGCUGGUCAUCGAGGAACAAACUCGGAAGCAGGAUCGGGCUCGAACCCGCUCCCCAUUCACACGUCCUGAUCCCUCUCUUCAAGGGUUUCGAUCCCUUCGAGAGUCUCGAUGCCUUCCCUCGCGAGCCUCCAUCUAUUUCCUCACGAGUCUCGAUCCACUCCCCCACUGGUCUCGAUCUAUUCCCCCAGGAGUCUCGAUCCCGUCCUUCCCCAUGCCACAUAAUGGAAGUCUGUCCCGGGAAGAAGACCCAUCCAUCGAGGAUAUGAAAAUUGUAUGA
This is a messenger RNA of Darwinula stevensoni, 630 nucleotides long. The record is from the annotation of a GenBank genome assembly. Lineage: Eukaryota; Metazoa; Arthropoda; Ostracoda; Podocopida; Darwinulidae.